Prunus mume (Japanese apricot) is the source of this 636-nucleotide messenger RNA. The record is from RefSeq and is a predicted model, not a curated record. Lineage: Eukaryota; Viridiplantae; Streptophyta; Magnoliopsida; Rosales; Rosaceae.
AUGGAGGAUAUGCGAAAGGACAUGGGUGUGAGUACAAGUUAUGUGAAGGCUUGGAGAGCUAGGGAACAUGCAUUGGAGUUGGUUAGGGGAUCGCCAGAGGAAUCUUAUGCGAUACUUCCAUCAAAUUGUGCUACGUUGUUAGAAGCCAAAAAUCUUGGUAUGAUAACUCAUAUUGAAACUUGUAAUAAUAAUCAUUUUAUGUAUUUUUUCAUGUCACUUGGACCUUGCAUAAGAGGAUUUCGCACUGUUAUCAGGCUAGUAAUUUCACUUGACGGGACAUUUUUAAAAGAUAAAUAUCGUGGGACAUUGUUUGUUGCCACAUGCAAGGACGGAAAUAACCUAACAUACCUUGUUGCAUUCGAAGUAGGAGAUUCAGAAAAUGAUGCAUCUUGGAAUUGGUUUUUGACAAAAUUACGAGGAGUUAUUGGGGAUAUUAAUGUAGUUUUCAUUUCUGAUAGACAUGAAAGCAUUCAUAAGGCUAUCUCCACUAUAUUUCCGGAUGCUCAUCAUGGGGAAUGCAUAUUCCAUAUAAGUCAGAAUCUUAAGAACCAUUUAAAGCAUGAGAAAGUGCAUCCGUUAUAUUUUAGAACUGCUAAAGCAUAUCUUGUUCUUGAAUUUGAUCAUCUUAUGGUGUAA